UUCGAAUGGGUCUCGAUGUGGUAAUAGCAACACCUGGACGUUUAAUUGACCAUUUACACAAUUCACCGAAUUUUUCUUUGUUGGAUAUUGAAGUUUUAGUUCUCGAUGAAGCUGAUCGGAUGCUUGAAGAACAAUUUAUGGAACAACUUAGUGAAAUAAUUAAAUUGUGUGCUCGAAAUAGACAAACAAUGCUUUUCUCCGCAACACUUAGUGAAGCGGUUGAGGAUUUGGCACGUCUUUCUUUGGAUAAACCAAUUAAAUUAUUUGUUAAUGAAAAUACUGAUGUUGCUUUGAAUUUACGUCAAGAAUUUGUUAGAAUUAGAGGAGGAAAUGAAGAGGAAAAUUCUCUUAGAGAGGCUAUGGUUGCUGCUCUUGUCACUCGAAACUUUUCUGAACGAACAAUUAUUUUUGUUCGUACAAAACAUGAAUGUGAACGUUUAUGUAUUUUAUUAGCCUUAAUGGGAUUAAAAACUGGACAAUUACACGGAGGGCUUAAUCAAGUUCAAAGAGUACAAGCACUUCAUUCAUUUAGAAAACAAAUAGAUGUAAAAAUUCUUUGUGCUACUGAUUUGGCUGCGCGUGGAUUGGAUAUUGAAGGGGUUAUGACGGUAAUAAAUAUGCAUAUGCCAAAUACAAUAAAAAAUUAUAUUCAUCGAGUUGGACGAACAGCUCGUGCUGGAAAAACAGGAAGAGCAAUAUCAAUGAUUGGAGAAAAUGACAGAAAACUUGCAAAAGAAAUAUUAAAAGAAGAAACAACAAAUUCCUCAAAUAUAAUUCAAAGAAGUAUUCCUCCAGAAAUUAUUAAUUUAUUUUUAAAACAAAUUAAACAAUUAGAAUCAAGUAUAGAAAAAUUAAUUGAAGAUGAAAAAAUUGAAAAAAUAAUUUUACAAAAACAAGAGAAACCAAUUGUUAAAACUGAGGGGGAAAAUGUUGUUAAUAAAUUAAUGAAGAGAGGAAUUAAAGAAAAGAAAAAAUAUUUUAAAUCAGAUAAAUGGCUAAAAGGAGGAAAAAAACAAAUUGAUUCAAAAAAUAAACGUCCAACUAAAUCAAAAGGAAGGAAACGAGAAGAAAAGAAAAAUGCAAAAUAUGAGGAGGCCUUAAAAGGAAAUAAAUCAGAAAAAAUAUAUUUGAAUUUAAAAGUAAAAGGAAAACGAGAAAAAACUUCAUUUACUUCAGAAAUUGCUGAUAUUAGCAAAUUGGCAAUUAAAAGACACAGGAGAGGGCCUGAUGAUGCAGAUUUUCGAAAAAUUAGAAAAGAAAGAAGAAAAAGUGGAAAUGAAAAGAGAAAAUAA
Meloidogyne enterolobii is the source of this 1292-nucleotide messenger RNA. NCBI's taxonomy places the organism in Eukaryota, Metazoa, Nematoda, Chromadorea, Rhabditida, Meloidogynidae. The record is from the annotation of a GenBank genome assembly.